ACUGACAUUCCCCGGGUCUCACAUGAGGAGCUCAGCACUGGGGACACGUGAGUUCACAUCUCCACUCAGGUUCUUAUUGGACAACCAAGCAAUAAUCACUGAUAAACUGAGGAUUUGCUCGAACACAAGACAAAUCUCCGAGAAUGGCGCUCCCCCAGAUUCUGAGUCAAAAAAAAAAUUAUCCUGAUUCGGUGGAGGAUUGCUAUGAGGUGUGUGGACACAAGCUGAGGAUCGUUCGGAUGAUUGGCUCUGACCUUGAGUUUUCCUCUACCAUCUGGGAAGCUGGUCUCGUGCUUUGCCAGUACUUUGAAAAGGAGAAGAUGGAUUUCACCGGGAAGAAGGUGAUUGAGCUGGGCUCUGGCACUGGAAUCGUAGGCAUUUUAGCAGCUCUUUUGGGUGGGAAUAUCACUCUGACGGACCGACCCCGUGUUUUGCCACAAAUACAAAACAACAUGAAUAAUAACAUCCCCGCUUCUAUAAUCCACCGAUCAAAGGUGUCCGUUCUCUGCUGGGGUAUAAACCACUCAGAUUUUCCUUCUGAUUAUGAUUAUAUUAUUGGCUCGGAUAUUGUGUACAGCCUCAGUUCUUACAGCUUUUUGAUUGAGACCCUGAAGUCCCUCAGCAACCCUAACACUGUUAUAUUGAUCUCUUCCAAAAUGCGGUCUACAACCAGAGAAUUUCAUAACCGGAUGGUAACUGUAGAUUUUAACUCCGAGGUUGUUUGCAGUAACACUAAUGCGGAGGUCAAUUUGUACAAGCUAACCAGGAAAUGUCCAGCGACUGAAGCCCAGGAUAGAAAUUAGACUCUUGCAAUCAAUAAUCUUAUGACGGUUUCAAUAAAUAAUUAUCACCAAUUUGCUGUUUUCCGCACUUUCUCUUUCCAGCCUGGAAACUGGUAAAAAGAGAUAGUUUUACAUGUGGCCCAGACACCCCAAAUUCAGUACCUCACAGGCUUGAAGUUAUUGGUGCUUUCUCCAGAUCUGCUCCCAUUAAAGCGGGAGGCGUUCAUUAGUUAGUGAUUACCAGCUGAAACAUGUUACUCUGAUGCUGGCUUCAUUCCUAUAUUCCGAUGCCAAGCAUGUCACCUUGGAGCCAGUUCACCUCCAAAGAGACCUCGCUUACAUGCAUGAAUAUCAAAUGCAAGAAUUUCUUUUUAUUAUUACAAUAUCUUUACCCAAAGUUUUAUCCUUGAGACAGCCACAUAAAUACUGACCUGCCAUUUGCUAACUUGCUUACUUGGGCUUAAGUAGAGAUACCUAGUGGAGUCCUAGUACUGUCCUAUAUGAAGUUUAAAAGUGGUUAGAGCACUCGCCUCACAAUCGAGAGACUUGGGUUCGA
Molecule: messenger RNA, 1338 nt
Organism: Callorhinchus milii (elephant shark)
Lineage: Eukaryota; Metazoa; Chordata; Chondrichthyes; Chimaeriformes; Callorhinchidae
Product: EEF1A lysine methyltransferase 3-like
Exons: 4
Coding region: 144-803 (219 amino acids)
Biological process (GO): peptidyl-lysine methylation
Cellular component (GO): cytoplasm; cytosol
Molecular function (GO): protein-lysine N-methyltransferase activity
Source: RefSeq, a predicted model, not a curated record